Molecule: messenger RNA, 1749 nt
Organism: Physella acuta
Lineage: Eukaryota; Metazoa; Mollusca; Gastropoda; Physidae
Product: RWD domain-containing protein 4-like
Molecular function (GO): protein binding
Source: RefSeq, a predicted model, not a curated record
CUGUUUCAAAAUGGCUGCGCCCAUUGAAUGUUGCAUCUGAUCUCUGUAAAAAAUGUUCUACUCGAUAUUCUAAAACCAAAGAAGUUACAAAAACAUUAUUUUAUGCAAUAAGAAAUGGCGUCAAAUGAGGCUCAACAGGAAGAAUUGGAAGUUUUAAAAUCUAUCUAUGAUGGUGACAAUGCCUUCAAGCAAAUCAGUGAGACUGUGUUUCAGUAUAAGUUUGGUGAAGAUGGCAGCUACAAAUCAUUCCUUGUGGAGAUAAGCUGGCCACCAAAUUACCCAGAAGAACCCCCAACUAUAAGUUUAGAACUUUUCUACAACAAGCAUGUCAUUCCAUCUGUGAAAGAAGCAGUUAAAGCUGGCUUGCUGCAACAGACAGAAGAUCUAAUGGGCAUGUCCAUGACCUUCUCCUUGUUUGAGUGGGUCAAGGACAACUUGGACAGUUUGCUAUCUGAGCAGCCUGAAACACCUAUUAUAAGUGCGCCCACCCAGGAAACUGUAGAUGAAUCUGAUGACUCUCCUGCCAAAAAAGAUAAAAAGGAGCAGCUGACCAAAUCCCAGAAGAGGAGAUUGUUUGACAGGUUCGGCACGUCUGACCGCCCCCGCGGCUGGGACUGGGUAGAUAUUAUAAAACACUUGUCACAGACCGGAGGAAAACAGGAGUGACCAGCUAGUCAUCUGUGUGAUAUUUAUAGUCUGCUGCACGUCUGCUGAAAGCUGGCUGGGUGGGUCUGCUGGUCUUGUUCAUUUAGGUAGUGCCUUUAAAUAAAGAAAUUUUAAUUGUGAAAAAUCAGUUUACAUUAUUCAAAAGAAAAGAAAAUUGUUUACAAUUUGCUCCAUUUAAGAGCAUUUAAAGUUUAAUGCCACAUUUGGUUCAUUAUCUUACUUCCUGAAUGAAUUCACCAUAUAUAAAUUAUUUAAGUAAAAUUAAAAUAAUUCUAAAAAAUAAUGUUCCCAGAUUAUCUUUUAAUAACAAACACUUCUAAAUUUUAUUUGAGCUUUGUUUUAGUCAUAAACUAUUUUUUUUAGCUUGGUUCGCGGUAUUUAAUUUUAGACCAGCUUAGUGUGACUGGUUGGUUGGUCAGUACCCCAAUAAAUCUUCAAUAACAUAUUUGUUUAUAGAAUUUUAAACUGUGAAUUUGGCCAUUUGAGAUGUUGUGUUUAGUAUCUGUUUAUAUGUGUGAGGUGUGCAUUUAUCAUUUUAUCUAUCAGAUGCUGUUUAAAAUUGUGUUGUAUCUGGAUGCUGAAUUUAGUGAAGUAUUUGAUAAUAAGCAUUUAUUCAAAUAAUGGGUUUUCUUCAUUUGUUUUGUGUGUUAGAUUUGUGUGUAUUGAAUGCUCAAUGAAAUAACUGGAAACUGUUGUCAUGUGUUAAUUGUAAUUAGAAUGAGUUUGUUAAUUCAAUUACAGACUGCUAAGAAUGAGUUUGUGGAUUUAAUUACAGACUGCUAAGAAUGAAUUUGUUAAUCUAAUUAGUAAUUACAAACAACUGUUGUCUAGUAAAUCUUUGUUAAAAAUGAAAAUGUUCUUGAGUUUAGUUUUAGCAGUAUGAAAAUGUUCUUGAGAUUAGCUUUAGCAGUUCAAAACUUGGUAUCAUUGAUUGAACUAGUUAUGAUUCAUUGUGAUUGUAUGUAUGGUGUAUUACCAUUAGAAUAAAUCCGUACAAAAAUAGGUGAUUUAGUUUAUAACAUUUUUAUCCAUAAAAUCAAUUAAUUUAACCUUCAUUUCUGUGUGUAUAUUACAUAUAUAAAA